AUGCUCCGCCCUCAGAGACCACUCCUCCUGAGACCUCCCGGGCCCCUGCCUGUCACACCGGGGCCCACUGAAGACUUUGACUUUGAGGAGCAUCUGGACGUGUGUUUGUCCUCACACAACGAGCCCCCUCACACCCGGUCCUCAUACAACCAGGCCCCUCAUACGACCAGUCCUCACACAACCAGCCCUCUCACACCCGGCCCCCUCAUACCAGGCCCUUACACAACUAGGACCCUCACACACCCGGCCCUAUCACACCCAGCCCUCUCACACCCGGCUCUCACACAACCGGACCCCUCACACCCGGCUCUCACACAACCGGACCCCUCACACCAGGCCCUCACACAACCGGCCCUCACACAUUCAACCGUCACACCCAGUCCUCAUACAACCAGGCUCCUCACACCCGGCUCUCACACAACGGGACCCCUCACACCAGGCCCUCACACAACUGGCCUCCACACACCGGACCCCUCACACCCGGCCCUCACACACCCGGGCCUCACACAACAGGCCCUCACACAACCGGGCUGUCACACCCGGCCCUCACACAACCGUCCCCCUCACACCAGGCCCUCACACACCAGGCCCUCACACAACCAUCCCCCUCACACCAGGCCGUCACACACCAGGCCCUCACACAACCGGACCCCACACACCAGGCCCCCACACACCAGGCCCUCACACAACCGGACCCCUCACAACCAGCCCUCACACAACCGGGCCUCACACAACCAGCCCUCAUACACCCGGCCCCCUCACACCUGGCCCUCACACAACCUGCCCGCAGUGUAA
This is a messenger RNA of Boleophthalmus pectinirostris (great blue-spotted mudskipper), 795 nucleotides long. RefSeq names its product soluble scavenger receptor cysteine-rich domain-containing protein SSC5D-like. The transcript is spliced from 2 exons. Bases 1 to 795 code for a protein of 264 amino acids. Lineage: Eukaryota; Metazoa; Chordata; Actinopteri; Gobiiformes; Gobiidae. The record is from RefSeq and is a predicted model, not a curated record.